Messenger RNA from Olea europaea var. sylvestris, 1087 nucleotides. RefSeq lists its product as uncharacterized. The transcript is spliced from 6 exons. The record is from RefSeq and is a predicted model, not a curated record. NCBI's taxonomy places the organism in Eukaryota, Viridiplantae, Streptophyta, Magnoliopsida, Lamiales, Oleaceae. The coding region runs from base 341 to 1087 and encodes 248 amino acids.
AGUAGUAUAAAUUUUUCAAUAAUUGUUCACCAAAAAAUCACUCAGAUUCCAAAAAGUUCAUACCACUUUCCGGCAAAAAGUUUUUUAGCUUAAAUUUCCCUCUGAUCCCCAUCAGUAUAGACCAAUAGAAAAUGGUCCAGAGGCUAAGUUGAUGUUAGCUUGAGCACCAGAAAGAAAGAUAAAGAAUAAAGAAUAUCAUAUGAGUUUGAAUUUUUUGACUUGAUCUGAUGAGUUUUUCUUGAAAAGCCACUCCUCGAGCAUCUUUUGCUGAUUCUUUAAUCAGUGGCAAUUUUUCGAAAUUAUAUUUGGCAAUUUGCAGCCUGAAGAAAGUUGUCACAAAAUGCAAAGAAAUUCAUUGACUUUCAUGGCAAGUAACAUGGAAAAAUCUCCAUUUGGUUCGAAAAGGCACGAUGACUCUGAAUUCAACUUGAAAGAAUGGGAACUCAAAGCUCGAAUCAGACGCGAAAAUACAAGUUCAAGAAGAUUUUCUGCGUCGAAUAUUAGAAGUUAUAGAGAAGAUGCAAGGUCUUUCAGAUCAAAUAUAACCAUUUGUAGUACUGUUUCUUCUCCUGGCUACACCAUAAAAGAUGAAAUUGACCCUUCAACAUAUUCAUUCACCACAGCCCUGAAAGCAUUGCAGGCAAAAACUGUGUAUUCUUUGGAGUACCUUUCUCCUGAUGGUUUUGUUCUCAACUCCAAACAAGCUGAGAAAGAAGGAGAAGUUCAUCUCCAAUAUUGUCCAGGUGAAUCUCAAAUUGCAGAUAUGUUCACUAAAGCAUUGUCCAAAUCCAAGUUUGAAGACUUAAGAUUGAAGAUUGGAGUUUUACCCAAAAGCUUCAAAGAGGAGAAUUGGAGAUUGCCUGUUAGCAUGAUAUAUCUGGACCAUACAAAAAUGCCCUCCCAGGUAGGAGUGAAAGAAACAAAAGAGAGAGAGGACACAAAAGGAAAUGAAUCAGGAGAGAGAAAGAAGAUGUGCAUGCAAGGUGGAUGUCUUUCACUGAGGAAUUUGUGGAUGAGAAAAAGGCAGAAAAAGAAGCAAGAAUCUAGAAACAAGAAUACCUUUCUUUACCAUCUCAAUGCUUGCUAA